This is a messenger RNA of Adineta steineri, 426 nucleotides long. The record is from the annotation of a GenBank genome assembly. NCBI's taxonomy places the organism in Eukaryota, Metazoa, Rotifera, Eurotatoria, Adinetida, Adinetidae.
AUGUUCCAUGCAAUGAAAAAUUGUCAUAUAUCUGCGAGAUAUUUUACAGAAUCAGCACUAAUUCGAAAUAAUGCGAAACAUCAUAAAAGAUUUAUUGAUAUAGUAUCCGGUUUCAUCGGAAAUAUAUUUUUGCCUGCUGCACCUACAGUAUCACCAACUUACGCACCACAAAUAAUAUAUCAUACAAAUGCACCACAACAACUAUUACCACAAGCUUCCAAGUCAAAUAAUACGAUAAUCUACAUUGCAAUUGGUGUUGCUGUUAUUAUUCUCAUAUCGGUCUUACUUUGUUGUUGCUGUUUUGGUGGUGGUUUUUUUCUUUGGCAGAAUGAUAAAGCAUCAAAAACACCAACAAGACCAUCACGUUUUCGACGACAACGUGAUCGAGUUAGUGUCGACUCAACUGCUAGCGAUGCAACAUCUUAA